UUUUUUAAUCUAACCUCAAGCUAUGUGUUCAAGAGAGGCCUCAGUCCUUUUCUAGCCUGGUUCUGGACUGUCUCCAGAGUUCCUAAGACGUUCUGGAGCAUGUGCUCCAGGAAAGGGAAAUGGCAUCUGGCUUUGGGACUUCUACUGCUGCCCCACCUGUUCCUGGCAAUCAACAUUCGAGAUCGUUUAGAACUUGCAGUCUCUGGCAGCAAUGUGAGUCUGAAAAUUUCCAGUUUGCCUGAGAGCUACCACUCACUCACGUGGUUUUAUACCACUGAUCAGAAGAUUGUGGAACGGGAGCAUGGUGAGCCAAAGUACUUCAAUACUAAAUUUAAGGGCAGGGCCACCCUUGAUAUUCAAACUGGUGCACUGAAUAUCUACAAGGUCCAGAAAGAUGACAGCAGCACCUACCUCCUGAAGAUACUGUACAACGCUGGGAAUGAGAAUGAGUGGAUGGUCACACUGAUGGUGUAUGAUCCUGUACCGAAACCCGUCAUAAAAAUUGAGAAGGCACAGGAAAUGAACAACUGUAACCUGACUCUGUCCUGUGUGAUCCAGGACCAGCCUGUAAACUAUACCUGGUAUCGGGACUCAGGGCCUUUUCCAAAAGAACUCCAGAGGAGUGUGCUUGAAAUCACUGUUACGCCACAAAACUACUCCCAGUCUUAUACCUGCCAAGUCAGCAAUCCUGUGAGCAGUCAAAACAACACGAUCUACUUCACCUCACCCUGUAAACCCGCGCCAUCCUCUGGAGCAUAUUGGACAGAAGCUUGGCUAGUGGUCAUUGUAACCACCGUUCUUGGCCUCCUAUGGACCUGAGAUGAGCUCUUCUAACUCAGGUGUGAAACUUCAAGGAUACAGGAUGUCACCCUCAUCAGGACAGAAGCUCUGGCUCCAUGGGAUGGGGAAAAGUGCAUUGUUCAAGUAUCGACAAAGAUUAGCAAAUCAACUUUUUAAAA
This is a messenger RNA of Vicugna pacos (alpaca), 959 nucleotides long. It is a transcript of the gene CD48, whose product is annotated as CD48 molecule. The record is from RefSeq and is a predicted model, not a curated record. Gene Ontology annotation, cellular component: membrane. Lineage: Eukaryota; Metazoa; Chordata; Mammalia; Artiodactyla; Camelidae.